UUGUUAAAAGUUACGAGGGAGAGAAAAUAAUAAUAGCCUUGUGGCUCCCUGGGACAAGUCGGACUUCUGUAGCCAUGUCUUGGUCAUGACUUGCUUCUUCAUGUACACUCAACAGGAAUAAGAGACUAUAAUAUAUACACGCAUAUACAGUAGACAACCAAACAUCAUCAACAUCAGCAACACCACCACCACCAACAACAACAACAAUAACAACAGCAACCAAUGUUCGCACCACGGGUCAACAACAAGCUCUGCUCGCCCAAACAAGCCACCCAGCUCAGCAGGGCCGUGGCUCCCCUCCUCUCGACCUCGAGCUGCUCCUCAUCCCUCUCUUCUUCUUCUUCUUCCUCCCGCCGGUCCUUCUCCACAACACCUGCCAACCGCCUCCGUGACUUCUUCCCGGCCAAGGAGACCACCCGGAUCCGUACCACCCCGCCCGCCUGGCCUCACCAUGGCUAUACCGAGGCCGAGAUGCUGGCUGUCGUCCCGGGCCACCGCAAGCCCGUGACCUGGGGCGACAAGCUGGCCUGGGCUCUGAUCAGGACGUCGAGGUGGUGCAUGGACAAGGCCACGGGCAUGUCCAAGGACCAAAAGACGGAUAAGAAGCGGCCGACGACGGCGGUGGUGGCUGACAGGGCUUUGACGGAGCAGCAAUGGCUCGUCCGAUUCAUUUUUCUCGAGUCCAUCGCGGGCGUGCCGGGCAUGGUGGCCGGCAUGCUCAGGCACCUGCGGUCUCUGCGGGCCCUGAAGCGGGACAAUGGCUGGAUCGAGACCCUGCUCGAGGAGUCCUACAAUGAGCGCAUGCACCUGCUCACCUUUAUGAAGAUGUGUGAACCGGGCUGGUUCAUGAAGUUUCUCAUCCUGGGCGCACAGGGUGUGUACUUUAACGCCAUGUUCCUCUCCUACCUCAUCAGCCCCAAGAUCUGCCACCGCUUUGUGGGCUACCUCGAGGAAGAAGCCGUCCACACGUACACGCGCGCCAUCCACGAGCUGGACGGCGGCCACCUCCCCAAGUGGACCGACCCCAAGUUUGAGGUGCCCGACAUUGCCGUCUCGUACUGGAAGAUGCCCGAGGGCCACCGCACCAUGAAGGAUCUGAUCCUGUACAUUCGCGCCGACGAGGCUGGCCACCGUGGCGUGAACCACACGCUCGGCAACCUCGACCAGAAGGAGGACCCAAAUCCUUUUGUCAGCCAGUACAGGGACGGGCAGAAGCUAUCGCCCAUGACCAACCCUAAAGGUUGGGAGAGGGAGGAGGUGUUGUGA
Cryphonectria parasitica EP155 is the source of this 1266-nucleotide messenger RNA. RefSeq names its product alternate oxidase precursor. The record is from RefSeq and is a predicted model, not a curated record. Gene Ontology annotation, biological process: alternative respiration. Gene Ontology annotation, cellular component: mitochondrion. The coding region runs from base 223 to 1266 and encodes 347 amino acids. Lineage: Eukaryota; Fungi; Ascomycota; Sordariomycetes; Diaporthales; Cryphonectriaceae. Gene Ontology annotation, molecular function: alternative oxidase activity. The transcript is spliced from 4 exons.